Molecule: messenger RNA, 691 nt
Organism: Scaptodrosophila lebanonensis
Lineage: Eukaryota; Metazoa; Arthropoda; Insecta; Diptera; Drosophilidae
Product: translocator protein
Exons: 2
Coding region: 27-557 (176 amino acids)
Cellular component (GO): mitochondrial outer membrane
Source: RefSeq, a predicted model, not a curated record
CGCACUCGCAUAGUUGGAAAAUCAACAUGGCCGAGAGCAGCAGCAACAAUUUGUGGAAAAUCGCCGGUGCGGUUAUCUUGCCCAAUCUUGGUGGCAUUGUCAAUGGGAGAUUAACACGUCAACAUAUCCAAAAUUGGUAUGUAAAUCUAAAAUUUCCGUCGUUCAAACCACCCAAUUGGGUGUUUGCGCCCGUCUGGACCUCGCUGUACGCUGGCAUGGGCUACGGAUCGUACUUGGUCUGGCGUGAUGGUGGCGGCUUUACUGGUGAGGAUGCACGUCUUCCAUUGAUUGCAUACGGCACGCAGCUGGCGCUCAAUUGGGCAUGGACUCCCAUUUUCUUUGGCCAGCACAAUAUCAAGGGCGGGCUUAUUGACAUAGUCGCGCUCACGGCAGCGGCCAGUGCCUGUGGUGUUCUCUUCUUCAGAGUUAAUAAAACUGCUGGCUAUUUGUUUGUGCCAUACAUCGCUUGGCUCAGUUUUGCAACGGCACUCAAUUACGCCCUUUGGAAAUUGAACCCCGAGAAGAAGGAGAAGGCAAUUGAGCAGAAAGAUAAUUAAAAUUUUGCAUAGUUUUAAGCUUUGGCCUGGCUGUGUAGAUGCUUUGUUAGUUUUACCCCGUUAAAAGGUUUUAUUCAAAGAUAUAUUCUUGUUGGUCACAAAUUAAAUAAUAAAUCGAAUUAAUCGAACUUUAA